Molecule: messenger RNA, 1019 nt
Organism: Liolophura sinensis
Lineage: Eukaryota; Metazoa; Mollusca; Polyplacophora; Chitonida; Chitonidae
Product: E2F-associated phosphoprotein-like
Exons: 5
Coding region: 22-978 (318 amino acids)
Cellular component (GO): nucleus
Source: RefSeq, a predicted model, not a curated record
ACGAUUCGGAGACGUUCGUGAAUGCAGUUAUGUUACGUUAACACAGUUUUGUUACAACGGUUGUUUCAAAGUAUGGAGGGUAUUUUUGAUAGAGAUUACGAUUAUGUAGGAUACGAUGACGAUUCAGGAUCAGAAAACGCUGACAGCUCUGAGGAUGAGAUUGAUAUCCUGCUGCAGGGAACUCCGGAAAGAAAACUGAAGUUGUCAAGACGACGAGCUUCAUCUGGAGAAAAUCGCCCAAAUGAGAACACUUCCAGUGAAGAUGACUUUGAAAAGGAGAUGAACAAGGAAUUGGAUGAUCAAGUGGCAGAGUUGGAAGCUCAAAGAAAAGCUCAAGCUUCAUCCCAGAGUACAUCUGCUAAUAUGGCAAACAAGAAACAAGAGGGAGAUAACUCCAGAGGAACUGAAAACCAGGCUAACUAUGAUGAGGUGUACUUUGAUUCUGAUGAAGAGGAAAUGGUUGAAGGAGAGAAGAGAAGAAAAAAGAGGCCAGUGUUGUCUAACGAUGAGCUGCUGUAUGACCCCAACAUGGACGAUGAUGACCAGAGGUGGAUGGACAACAGAAGGAAGCAAUACCAACCCUCAUCACAACAGACUGGCGUUAGCACUCAGAAGCGCUCCAAGAAGGGCUUACCAAGCAGUGAUGCUGUGUUGGACUGUCCAGCCUGUAUGACCACACUCUGUUUGGAUUGUCAGAGGCAUGAUGUGUAUACCCACCAGUACAGAGCAAUGUUUGUGUCUCACUGCUCAGUGGAUUUACAAGAAGUGCUCAAAUACCCCAAGGAAACAUCAAGGAAAAAGCAGAAGAAGAAAACAAGGUUUACAGCUAGUGAUGGAUCCGCAGAGGGUCUCGGCACAGACAGUACUGCCGAGUUUGAUGUGUACCAUCCAGUCAGAUGUACAGAAUGUAACACUCUUGUGGCAAUGUACGACCAGGAGGAAAUUUAUCACUUCUUUAAUGUGCUGUCGAGUUACUGAACUUCUGAUUGAAAGAGUUUGCUGGCUUCAGACUUUUUCCA